Prunus mume (Japanese apricot) is the source of this 519-nucleotide messenger RNA. NCBI's taxonomy places the organism in Eukaryota, Viridiplantae, Streptophyta, Magnoliopsida, Rosales, Rosaceae. The record is from RefSeq and is a predicted model, not a curated record.
AUGACUCACCCUUCCACACGCACCAGCCCCGUUCACACACAGUCAAAAUCCGGCAUCUUCAAACCCAAAUUUCGCUCCAAUUUCUCGGUUUGCUAUCCUUUUACUUAUGCAUAUAUUUCUUUGGUUGAUUAUGAUCUUGAGCCUACAUGCUACUUUCAGGCUUCUCGAUUUUCUCAUUGGCAACAGGCUAUGCAUAAUGAGUUUAAUGCCCUCCUUAAGCAGGGUACUUGGUCCUUGGUUCCAUUGCCUCAAUCUGCUCAUGUUGUGGGUUGCAAGUGGGUUUUCAAAAUCAACCGUCACUCUAAGGGCAGCAUUGAAUGCUACAAGGCACGUUCGGUGGCCAAGGGUUAUCAUCAACAACCCAGAAUUGACUAUUUUGACACCUACAGCCUUGUUGUGAAACCCACCAACAUUCGCACUGUCCUCAGUAUUGCAAUCUUCUCUGGUUGGCCUCUUAUCCAGUUAAACGUCAAAAAUGCGUUUCUUCAUGGCACAAUUUCGGAAGCAGUCUAUAUGUAG